AACAACAAGAAAUAAUAGAUCAGGUAAAUCAGUUAAUCUCAGUAGAAGUUUAAUCCUGAAAAAUAGGUGAUUUAAAUUGUAACCACUAAUCAGAGCAAAAAACCUCAUACAAUGUCUUAGUUAUUACUGUUGGGAUGAGGAAUGGGAUAGGUAAUUACUUUGAAGACCUCUGAAAGAGAAGUUAAUCCUUCAAACUAGUAUAUGUGAUCACAUUUAUGUGGGGAAGGGAAAGAGGUUACAAUCCUCUCUCUAUAGGAAAAAAUUCAAUCCCUCCUAAAGAGCCCAAGUGCCUGACUGCAUUGUGCCACACUGCAGUUGCCAUUUGUGUCACCUGUCAAAUCCUGCCAUUUUUACUUAACAGAGAACAGUUGAGAAUGCUCAAUAUUAAUGUAUUUGACCAGAUUCUUCCAUUAUAAUUUGAUUUUUAUGCUGUGUUUACAACAGGAAGCAAUGCUGACAAUUUACAUUUCUUGUUAUUUGCCUAUACACUUGUAAUUAAGCGAUUUCAGUAUAAUCAGGCUUUACAAAUAACUAUGUUAGCAAAAGAUGUGGUAAACAUAAUGAUUGACAGUCUGAACACAAAAAUGUUCACUAAGCAAUUGUGGCUUAUCCAUGCCACACAAACGGAAUAAAUAUGACAUAAAAGAUUGCUCUAAAAGACAAUUAUUGUAAUAAGUAUUAUGCAGCAAUUAUUGUAGGGAAAUAUAUGUAUGAAAAGUCCUUAAAUUCCACUUUUGUUGUUAUCUACCUGCUUGCUUGGAAGAAAGUUACCCUCAUUUUUUUAGUUUGAAUGGAUAUGCAAUAUGUUUUUUUUAAUUCUUCCUACAAAUAUUAGUAGGGUAAUGGGUUUGAAGGAGAGCAUUCAGACCAUCAGAGUACACCGCUUUUGGCAUGAAGUUUAGCUUUCUAAGCUUAUGUGAAUAUCAGUAUCCUGACUACUUUAUUUAAAAAAAAAAAAAAAACACUUUCCCCAAAUGACUGCAAUAAUGGCAAUAAUAACGCUUUUUAAAGGGAUACACUGAUUAGGAUGACUGAGUAUCCUACUUUGCUGCUGUUCAGGAAAAUAUGUAUUCAUUAUCUCACUAAGGAAUAGAUGACUUCAAAACUUAAGGCUGAAUAUUUUUUUUUAAAUGCAGAUCCUGACACUCAGCAGGGCUAUAACAAGAUUCAAAGAGAGAUCUGAAGAAUUUAAAAAGCCUUUUCUUAAAGUAGCUGAUACAUGCACUGAUGCAUCGAGCCUGAAAUUCACAGUCAGAUUCCUGUGACUGAAUCUGAACAUGUAAGGAUCAUGACUGAAACUGCAGUUUGCAUUGGAACAUUCACGGCUGUGAAGACACUUUGGGAAGUGAGAAUACACAAGAUAAAUGAAGAAUUACAGAAAGAAAAGGAAUUCAGACAGAGGUCUGCAGGAAGGCUACUGCUUGUCUGGGAGGAGAGAGCCGCUUUAGCAAAGCUUAAAGAAAAAGUUAUUUAUGAAGAUGGAAGAGCAAUUUUAAGGAUAGAGGAAGAAGAGUGGAAGACACUACCUUCGUGCUUAUUGAAACUAGUCCAUCUCCAGGAAUGGCAGCUUCAUAGAACUAGUUUGCAGAAAAUACCUCAGUUCAUUGGAAGAUUUCACAAUCUUCUUGUUCUGGAUCUAUCCCGGAACUCAAUUGAAAGUGUACCUAAAGAAAUUGGACAGCUGACUAACCUCCAAGAGCUGCUUCUCAGUUAUAAUAGAAUAAAGUCUGUUCCUAAGGAAAUAAGUAACUGCAUCAGUCUGGAAAGAUUGGAACUGGCUGUCAACAGGAGUAUCUGUGAUCUUCCUCCUCAGCUCAGUGAUUUAAAGAAGCUUUCGCACAUAGAUUUAUGCAUGAAUCAGUUUACUACCAUCCCUUCAGCUCUUCUCAACAUGCCAAAUCUAGAAUGGUUAGAUACGGGGGGAAAUAAACUCCAGGAGCUUCCUGAUUCAAUUGACAGAAUGAAAAAUCUCCACACUUUAUGGCUCCAAAGGAAUGAGAUAAACUCUUUGCCAGAAACCAUUGGUAAUAUGAAAAAUCUUAGUACUCUUGUUCUUAGCAACAACAAACUUAAGGAUAUUCCAGCUUGUCUGAAGGACAUGACAAAUCUGAGAUUUGUCAACUUCAGAGACAAUCCACUGGAGUUAGAGGUAACACUCCCUCCAUGUGAGGAUACAGAAGAGGAGGUGCAACAGGAAAUGUUCGGCAUUGAAUUCAUGCACAUGUAUAUCCAGGAGUCACUCAAGAAAAGAGGAAAUCUGGAAAGUUGUACUUCUGGUACUUCUCCUACCAUAAAUACUAAUGAAUAAAGAAUAUAACUGUGAUUAAAA
Messenger RNA from Tyto alba (common barn owl), 2329 nucleotides. It is a transcript of the gene LRRC39, whose product is annotated as leucine rich repeat containing 39. Lineage: Eukaryota; Metazoa; Chordata; Aves; Strigiformes; Tytonidae. The coding region runs from base 1289 to 2308 and encodes 339 amino acids. Gene Ontology annotation, molecular function: protein binding. The transcript has 9 exons. The record is from RefSeq and is a predicted model, not a curated record.